Messenger RNA from Lemur catta (Ring-tailed lemur), 6150 nucleotides. It is a transcript of the gene RHBDF1, whose product is annotated as rhomboid 5 homolog 1. The record is from RefSeq and is a predicted model, not a curated record. The coding region runs from base 3325 to 5892 and encodes 855 amino acids. NCBI's taxonomy places the organism in Eukaryota, Metazoa, Chordata, Mammalia, Primates, Lemuridae. Gene Ontology annotation, molecular function: serine-type endopeptidase activity. The transcript has 17 exons. Gene Ontology annotation, cellular component: endoplasmic reticulum membrane. Gene Ontology annotation, biological process: regulation of protein secretion; regulation of epidermal growth factor receptor signaling pathway.
CCCCCCCCCCCCGUGUCUGCUUGUGGCGCUCCCCACCAUGUGCCUUGCGAAUCCCACCCACUUGAGGCCCGGGUGGGGAGCCAGGCACGUCGUGGUAGGCCAGGAACACAGUACUGAGGGCAGGGUGGGCGUCCUCUGCCGCCUGCCAGACCUGGAGCUGUGUGGUUCUCAAACUCCUUCCUGCCUCCAGCCCCGGCACAGCAGGGGUUUGGGUGGUGGUGAGGCCCCCCAGGAGACCUGGAUAUAUAGGCAUGGGGGUUCGUGAACGGAACUCUCCAGCAUUUCCCGGGGCCAACUGCCGGCCCAGGCCAAGGUAGGGACUGGGGCAUGUCAGGUUCGCUGCGCAUGCUCACAGCUUCAGCCGUUCUCACCUCCUGACGUGUGCUGUUCCCACUCCCACCCGUGCAUGUCUGUCAGAGCCAGUUGAGGGUCCUGAGGAAUCCUCUGUUACCCCAGAUCAUGGAUACAGGCCCCUGCCAGCCUGUGCCCUGCAGUGUUUACCCAGCGGUGGCUUCAGAGCAGGCCUGUCUUGGGCACUGUGGGCUCAACAAUGACAGGCCAGAGGACCGCACACGUAUGAACGAGCUCCUUGCCCGGGGAUCCAGGCCGAGGGGCACCUGUUGGCAGUGGGGCAGCCUGACUGAGGCUGGGCAGAGUCCUUUUGCCGGGGGCUCCCGGAUGGGAGGGAGCCAGGUGUGAGGACAGGCCUUGCUGGGGGAAGCAGGUGCUGUGGAGGGUUAUGGAUAGUGUGAGUCGAUCAGGUGGCAAAGGUUGCUUGCGUUUCUGAGCCAAGGGCCAGCUGAUGUCACCUAGGGCUGCCGAGCACAGGCAGAGAGGCUCCUGGAGGGGUAGCCCCCGGCACGGAGCCUGCGGACUCCAGUGGUGGCCCUGCUCCUCUCUGGACCCCACAGCGGCCUGUUCUCUAGGCAGGAACACCAAGGCUGGCUGAGGCAUGCGACUGUCGGGUGGCAGGGCCAGAGCGGCCCCUCAGGGUGGACUGAAGGCAGCGUGGCUUCCCCUACCUGACAUGUUAAGGGGGUCUCCAUCCUGCCUGGUGCCUGGCCCCUUACCUGCGGCGGGGCCCACACGGCCUGAGGGUCAGCACGCCCACCUGGUGGGCCCGGCCUGACUGUGGCUGGGAGGGUGUGGCAGCACCGUCGGUUUAGGAAGCUCCUUCCCGAGCCCCAUGGCCUUGCCCACACGCCUGGCACCACGCCUGGCACCGGCUGGAAGUCCCACCCUCGGUGUCUGAGACUCAGAGGCGGCCCCUGCUGGCCAUUUCCCUACCAGCAGGGCGAUGGAACUGCCAUCCACAGGACCUGUGCCCUGUUGGUACUGUGGCUGGGCCACAUCGGGGGACACACAGGUCUAGGCUGAGUCUGGGGUAGAGUCAGAUGCUGACUGCUGGAAUUCUCCGUCAGGCGCCUUCAUGCCGGACACUGGCCGCCUCAACACUGUGGGCUCAGCACGGGCAGGGGGCCCAGCAGGGCCUCCCAGUGUUGUGCAGACAAAUGCUGCCCUGAGAUCAGGCUGCGGAGGGCAUGGAGAGGAACUCAGCGCUGGGGGGCCGUGUGGGUGGAAAGACCCCUGGGCACCGUGCCUGGGAAGCCCCCCUGAGCUUUGCCCCCAACUGCCCCCUGGGACCCGAAGUGUGUGGUCAGCUCAGAGAUGGGGUUGGAAUGUGCGGGUGGGCUGAGCCAGGAGGAGGCAUCCUGCAGGACCCCCUCCCACCGGGCCUAUUUCUGGCCCCCGCAGGACCAGGAGGAGCUGAGAGCAGUCCCUGGAGCUGUCCCUGGUUGGUGCAGGGCCGCUAGGAGCUGUGAGCACUGUCCUAGGACUGGGCCUGGUUGGUAUAAGACCAUUAGGAGCUCUGAGCAGCGUCUUGGGCCUUUCCCUCGUUGUGCUGCCCUGAAUAUGUGACCUUGAGCAAGGCAAGCCUCUGUUCUCUAGGCCUCAGUUUCCCUGCUUAUACAGUAUGGGGGGAGCUUUCUUCGUGUCCCCGUCAAGCAGCUGAGAGGGAGACUCGCAAGUGGAAGCCGUUUCUGGGGGCCUCAGUGGGGGGGUUAUAGACGCUGCAGCCCGGAGCCUGUCAGGGUCUGCAGCUCUUUGAAGAGGCUGAGGCAUUUUGGGUUUUCUGCCCAAAAUGGCUCCCGGAAGUUCCAGCCGUCCCCCACACUCUCUGUGUCCCUGUUGUGCUUCCAGUCUUGGAUCUGUACGUCCUAGACCCUGUUGUCCCUCUUGGUGGGGGAGGUACAGAUCUGUCCCAAGGUAUAAUGGGGGAAAAUAGCGUCCCCAGGAGGCCAUGCCGUGUCUCACAGUCACACUGCCAGGCAGUGGUACUCCAAAUCGAACCCUGGCCUCUCUGCGCUUGGCUCUUGCCCUGUGCCCAAGUGAUAGGUUUGGGGUUGGGGUCUGAGGUGUUCAGGGUAGUGCCAACCAUGCAAUGCUCCCCACUGCCCCUGUGUCGAGCCCCCUCACCUCUGUUUCUGGGCACGUGGGACCACUUGGUAGUCACCGUGGUGUCUGUGCCCAGGUGGCUUUGGAAAGCCAUUUGUGCACGGGAGCCUGGCACCACCAGCAGCUGCUCUGCUCCCUGGGGAGCCACGUCUUCCUCUGAAUGUGGGGGCUCCAUGCCAGGGACUGAUCACACCCCCCUUGCAGACUGCUGUGCACACAGCGGGCACUCCGUCUCUGGAGUGGAAGUCACAGUUAAGGGGACGAAGUCCGGGUCAGACAGGCCAGAGAUUUGCCCUGUGUAGAUGGGGGUGAGCCCGUGCCCCCUGAGACCUCACGCUGGCUGUUGCGUGUGUGGAACACCCUCGCAGCCCAGCACACUCCCUCCCUCUUCUCCUUCAAGCCUUUGCUCAGAUGUCGCCUCCCACCGAGCAGCCGUAAUGUGCUGGCUUUUCUCCAGUCACACUUAGCAUCUUUUAACGGUGCAUGGACUCACUUGUAGGUUUAUUAUUCUCUAGGCUGUACACUCCAAGAGGGCAGGGACUUUGUCUUGCUCAUUCACCAGUGUGUCACAAGCACCUAGAACAGUGGCUUGGUCGUGGUAGGCACUCAGAGAGUUGUCUGGGGAACAUUUAUGUUGUCUGAAGACCUAGGGUGUGCCCAGCACUGUCUGUUGGGGUGAGCAUGUCAGUGCCGAGCACACAGUAGGUCUCUGACAGCAGCAGCCAUGAGCACCACUGUGGGGCUUAUCAUUGCUUCUCCCUCCUCCCGGGUUUGGGCCCAGUGAGUCCUCAGAGGUCUGUCUGUGUCGCACGGUUGAACAGCACCCCCAAGCCCUGCUGCCGGGCCUGCCUCGCUGCACCUGGAGCCAUGAGUGAGGCCCGCAGAGACAGCACGAGCAGUCUGCAGCGCAAGAAGCCACCCUGGCUAAAGCUGGACAUCCCAGCCGUGGUGCCCCCGGCCACAGAGGAGCCCAGCUUCCUGCAGCCCCUGAGGCGCCAGGCUUUCCUGCGGAGUGUGAGUAUGCCGGCCGAGACAGCCCGCGUCCCUUCGCCCCACCCCGAGCCCCGGCGGCCAGUGCUGCAGCGGCAGACGUCCAUCACACAGACCAUUCGCAGGGGGACAGCUGACUGGUUUGGAGUGAGCAAGGACAGUGACAGCACCCAGAAGUGGCAGCGCAAGAGCAUCCGUCACUGCAGCCAGCGCUAUGGGAAGCUGAAGCCCCAAGUCAUCCGGGAACUGGACCUGCCCAGCCAGGACAACGUGUCACUGACCAGCACUGAGACGCCACCCCCACUGUAUGUGGGGCCGUGCCAGCUGGGCAUGCAGAAGAUUAUAGACCCCCUGGCCCGCGGCCGGGCCUUCAGGGUGGCCGAUGAUGCUGUGGAUGGCCUGAGUGCCCCGCACACUCCCGUCACGCCAGGUGCCGCCUCCCUCUGCUCCUUCUCCAGCUCCCGCUCAGGUUUCAACCGGCUCCCGCGGCGGCGCAAGCGCGAGUCGGUGGCCAAGAUGAGCUUCCGGGCGGCAGCGGCCCUGGUGAAGGGCCGCUCUGUCAGGGAUGGCACACUGCGCCGGGUGCAGCGCCGAAGCUUCACUCCUGCCAGCUUUCUGGAGGAAGACACAGCCGACUUCCCCGAUGAGCUGGAUACAUCCUUCUUUGCCCGGGAAGGUAUCCUCCAUGAGGAGCUGUCCACAUACCCGGACGAAGUUUUUGAGUCGCCGUCGGAGGCCGCGCUCAAGGACUGGGAGAAAGCCCCGGAGCAGGCGGACCUCACCGGCGGGGCCCUAGACCGCAGCGAGCUUGAGCGCAGCCACCUGAUGCUGCCCCUGGAGCGUGGCUGGCGGAAGCAGAAGGAGGGCGCCGCGGCCCCACAGCCCAAGGUGCGGCUUCGGCAGGAGGUGGUGAGCACCACCGGGCCGCGACGGGGCCAGCGCAUCGCCGUGCCGGUGCGCAAGCUUUUCGCCAGGGAGAAGCGGCCGUACGGGCUGGGCAUGGUGGGACGGCUCACCAACCGCACCUACCGCAAGCGCAUAGACAGCUACGUCAAGCGGCAGAUCGAGGACAUGGAUGACCACAGGCCCUUCUUCACCUACUGGCUCACCUUCGUGCACUCGCUCGUCACCAUUCUAGCCGUGUGCAUCUAUGGCAUCGCGCCUGUGGGCUUCUCACAGCAUGAGACCGUGGACUCGGUGCUGCGGAACCGCGGGGUCUACGAGAACGUCAAGUACGUGCAGCAGGAGAACUUCUGGAUCGGGCCCAGCUCGGAGGCUCUCAUUCAUCUGGGCGCCAAGUUCUCGCCCUGCAUGCGCCAGGAUCCGCAGGUGCACAGCUUCAUCCACGCGGCGCGCGAGCGCGAAAAGCACUCAGCCUGCUGCGUGCGCAACGACAGGUCGGGCUGCGUGCAGACGUCGGAGGAGGAGUGCUCGUCCACCCUGGCAGUGUGGGUGAAGUGGCCCAUCCAUCCCAGUGCCCCAGACCUGGCAGGCCACAAGAGGCAGUUUGGCUCCGUCUGCCACCAGGACCCCAGGGUGUGUGAUGAACCCUCAUCCGAAGACCCCCAUGAGUGGCCAGAAGACAUCACCAAGUGGCCGAUCUGCACCAAAAACAGUGCUGGGAACCACACCAACCAUCCCCACAUGGACUGUGUCAUAACAGGCCGGCCCUGCUGCAUCGGCACCAAGGGCAGGUGUGAGAUCACCUCCCGCGAGUACUGUGACUUCAUGAGGGGCUACUUCCACGAGGAGGCCACACUGUGCUCCCAGGUGCACUGCAUGGAUGACGUGUGUGGCCUCCUGCCUUUCCUCAACCCUGAGGUGCCUGACCAGUUCUACCGCCUGUGGCUGUCCCUCUUCCUGCACGCCGGGAUCCUGCACUGCCUGGUAUCCGUCUGCUUCCAGAUGACCGUCCUGCGGGACCUGGAGAAGCUGGCAGGCUGGCACCGCAUAGCCAUCAUCUACCUGCUGAGUGGUGUCACCGGCAACCUGGCCAGUGCCAUCUUCUUGCCAUACCGGGCAGAGGUGGGCCCUGCCGGCUCGCAGUUUGGCAUCCUGGCCUGCCUCUUCGUGGAGCUCUUCCAGAGCUGGCAGAUCCUGGCUCGGCCCUGGCGCGCCUUCUUCAAGCUGCUGGCCGUGGUGCUCUUCCUCUUCGCCUUUGGGCUGCUGCCCUGGAUUGACAACUUCGCCCACAUCUCGGGCUUCGUCAGUGGCCUCUUCCUCUCCUUUGCCUUCCUGCCCUACAUCAGCUUUGGCAAGUUUGACCUGUACCGCAAGCGCUGCCAGAUCAUCGUCUUUCAGGUGGUCUUCCUGGGCCUCCUAGCUGGCCUGGUGGUCCUCUUCUACUUCUAUCCUGUCCGCUGUGAGUGGUGUGAAUUCCUGACCUGCAUCCCCUUCACGGACAAGUUCUGUGAGAAGUACGAGCUGGAUGCUCAGCUCCACUGAGCUGGCUGCCGGCACUGGCGGCCACGUGCUUCAGGCCGGAGCCAGACCGACAGGAUCAUCCUUAGCUUCACAGGCCCAUGGGAUGCACCUGGUUCCUGAACACAGACCUGUUGUGCCUUAUUCACGUCUGCUGAACCCUUCAUACUGCCGGGCAUUUAUUACACUACUUCCUGUGAUAAUCUUCUAACCAGUCUCCUGACGACCACCUCGUGUGGCCAAUAAAUGGACUUGGGAGCGUUUUAGCUGCCACUAACUUGA